UGCUGAAGCGAGCGGACUUCGCGAAGGUCCUGCGGAGACACCGACAUAAGAAGAAAUGGAAGUCAUCCUAGAAGUUCCCAGUUUGGUUUGAACCCCAAAGUUUCUAUGAACUCUCCUUUUCCUACCUUCCUGGGGUCUGGAAACUCCAAAAUUACCCUCCACCCUGUGAUCGCAUUAUGGUUUUUGCCACUGCAUAACCUUAGGCUGCCACAGAGCCCAAGUUCCCUGCCACUCGCCUGGCUCUGCAGAAUUUUGACAUGACCUACAGUGUGCAGUUUGGAGAUCUUUGGCCAUCGAUCCGGGUCAGUCUUCUCUCAGAGCAGAAGUAUGGUGCACUGGUCAAUAACUUUGCUGCCUGCGAUCAUGUGAGUGCUGAACUGGAGCAGCUGCAUGCUAGAGACUUUGUGAAUAAAGCCCACUCCCAUGGGGAACUGGAGCCUGAGAGUGGCCAAACGGCAGCUCCAUCCCCAGCUUCCUGGGCCUGCAGUCCAAACCUUCGAUGCUUCACUUUCACCAGAGGGGAUGUCAGCCGUUUCCCUCCUGCCAGGCUUGGCAGCCUAGGUGUCAUGGACUACUACCUGAUGGAUGCUGCCUCCUUGCUGCCUGUCCUGGCCCUUGGCCUGCAGCCCGGCGACACGGUGCUUGACUUAUGUGCAGCCCCCGGGGGAAAGACACUAGCAUUGCUUCAGACUGGCUGUUGCCGCAAUCUUGCUGCCAAUGAUCUCUCCACUUCCCGAACAGGCAGACUUCAGAAGGUCCUUCACAGCUAUGUACCUAAAGAUGUUAGGGAUAAGAGUCAAGUUCGAGUCACCUCAUGGGAUGGCAGGAAGUGGGGAGAACUGGAGGGGGACACCUAUGACCGGGUGCUGGUGGAUGUGCCCUGUACCACAGACCGCCACUCCCUUCAUGAAGAGGAGAACAACAUUUUUCAGCGGUCAAGAAAGAAGGAGCGGCAGAUGUUACCUAUGCUGCAGGUGCAGCUUCUUGCGGCUGGACUUCUUGCCACGAAACCAGGAGGCUACGUUAUCUAUUCCACCUGCUCACUCUCACACUUACAGAACGAGUAUGUGGUUCAAGGUGCCAUCGAACUCCUGGCUAAUCAAUAUAACAUCGAAGUUCGAGUAGAAGACCUAACUCACUUCAGAAAGCUUUUCAUGGACACGUUCUUUUUUUUCCCAUCCUGCCAGGUUGGGGAGCUGGUAAUUCCAAACCUCAUGGCCAAUUUUGGGCCUAUGUACUUUUGCAAAAUGUGUAGACUGACAUAGCAUCACCCCGUUCCUGGAGCCCUGGUGUGUGAAGACAAAGGGUGUACUCCUAAGGAGGCACCGGAAACUGAGACCAUUGGCAAAGAAACACUCUGGGUCCCAUCUCCAUCGUGUUCAAGUCUUUCUAUAGGUAGUUUUUAGCAAUAGGAAGUAGGAGUUUUCUGUCCUGCUGUCCAAUUGUGGAGCAUCAGCAGGUUUCUAACUCGCUUAUUAUACUCCACCUCCCACUUUCCAUCUCUAAGCCUGUACUAAACGUUCCUGCUCCAUUGGGGGCUUAGGAGGAAGAGCCAGUGAGCAGGCCCACAGUUUAAACUGUAAACGGGAAGAAGCAUUUAGUCAAUAAAAUUGUUGAAGCUCCAAAGAGCUGAGGCUGUGAUUGGGGGCCUCAUAUUAGUCCAAGUACUGUUAGUUCUAUUUGUACCAGCUGCUGCUACUGAGCACUAGCUCCUAGGUGGCUCAAUGUCUGGUUACAGGCCCUUGGUUACAGAGCCCCUCUUACACUUGAGGUGAUGUCUGCAUGAUCAGUCUUGAGCAGUCGGUGGGCCAAAACAAGUUUCUCCAUAUGGCCUAUGAUUUCAUGUAAGAAACAAGUAACUAAAAAUGUUAAGCCAAAGCAGUCUGCUUACUUACAUUGAGAAAGCUCUCCUGAGCUAAUAAUUCCAGCAAUUCCUCCUGCUGUCAACAGCACUGCUGCCCAAUUGUGACUGGGGAAGUUGCUUUGCCACAGGGUUGUGUUACUCUUGUGUGUGUCUUCUAUUAUUCAUUUCUCUAGCAAGUAUAUCUUGAGCUCAUGUAUGACAGGUAGCCAGGGAACUGCUGGAGAUGUAGUAAUUGGGAUUGUGGGGGAUAAUGAAGCCUCAUCCUUGGGAAUGGCAGUGCUCCUCCUUUGCUUUCUGACUACCUAGGAAUCUCUUAAAUGUCUUACUAUGUUUUGUUUUGUUUUCCCCUUGUUCCUGGUCUAUGGCUGAGCUCUGCUGCCAUUUGUUUGACCCACCCCAAAUCAUUCAGGAGCUCUUCCUCCAGCAUCAUAGGGCCUCACCUCAUACAGUGUGCUUAAUAUUUGCAUGCCAAUUAUGUUAUUACUAGAGGCCCGGUGCACAAAAUUCGUGCACUCGGAGUGGGGUAUCCCUCAGCCUGGACUGUACAUUCUUGCAGUCUGGGGGCCCUCAGAGGAUGUCCGACUGAUGCGGCAGAGGCAGGAGAGGCUCUCACCACUGCUGCUGCACUAUCCAGCCAUGAGCCUGGCUUCUGGCUGAGCGGCACUCCCCCUGUGGGAGCACACUGACCACCAUGGGACAGCUCCUGCAUUAAGCAUCUGCCUCCGGGGGGUCAGUGCGUGUCAUAGCAACCAGUUGUUAUGCUGUUUAGUAAAUUUGCAUAUUAGCCUUUUAUUAUAUAGGAUUGUAACUUUAUUAAGCACAAAUAGGGCAAUAUCUUAAUGACAGGGAUAUUAAAAAUUGCUUGUGGUCA
Molecule: messenger RNA, 2735 nt
Organism: Eptesicus fuscus (big brown bat)
Lineage: Eukaryota; Metazoa; Chordata; Mammalia; Chiroptera; Vespertilionidae
Gene: NSUN4
Product: NOP2/Sun RNA methyltransferase 4
Exons: 7
Coding region: 258-1265 (335 amino acids)
Biological process (GO): rRNA methylation
Cellular component (GO): mitochondrial large ribosomal subunit
Molecular function (GO): methyltransferase activity
Source: RefSeq, a predicted model, not a curated record